Messenger RNA from Galleria mellonella (greater wax moth), 1898 nucleotides. Its product is annotated as WD repeat-containing protein 46. Lineage: Eukaryota; Metazoa; Arthropoda; Insecta; Lepidoptera; Pyralidae. The transcript is spliced from 11 exons. Gene Ontology annotation, molecular function: protein binding. Gene Ontology annotation, biological process: maturation of SSU-rRNA from tricistronic rRNA transcript (SSU-rRNA, 5.8S rRNA, LSU-rRNA). The record is from RefSeq and is a predicted model, not a curated record. Gene Ontology annotation, cellular component: small-subunit processome; 90S preribosome; nucleolus. The coding region runs from base 146 to 1873 and encodes 575 amino acids.
CCUAUCUGUCUUUGGACGCAGUCUCUGUAAUCUGUAAUAUGUUAUCAAAACAGGCCUUGGCUAGCGAUCUAAACAAAAGUCACGUGUUAUGUUUAAAAAGUUUUUUCAAUUAAAUAAUAUAAAUCAUAAUUAAAAAUCUUAUACCAUGAAAGUUAGAAAAGAGAAACGGUACUACGAUGUAGACGAGAAAAACACUCAAGAUACAAAAUCGGAAAAGAAUGACAAUGUUCAAAUUUUUAAUAUUAAAAUUAAACCGGGAUACAAAGUGAAACCCUCUCAAUCAUUUAAUAAAAAUUACAAAACUAAUAGAGAUGAGAUUAAAAAAAAUAAAAAGAUAUUUAGAGGCAAAGCUCCCAUUAAUAAAAAGAAGUUGGAACAAUACUCUCGAGGCGAAGGAAUUGGAAAAGGUGUAAGGCAUCCACUUCAUGCUGCAAAACUGAAGAAAAAAGAACGGAAACAUAACUAUGCUGAAGAAGAAGCAGCUAGAGCUGAGAUAUUGCUGACAGAAGAGACUGGCUUUCUAGACGUUGGAGAGAACAGGAAAACUACAGCAAUAACACAAAGUAUAAUAGCUAACAAUGUGGACAUAGCAGCAGCAACAAAGAUAUUUGAUCUGAAAUUAGAUUUUGGUUCAUAUAGAGCAAAAUAUUCUCGAAAUGGCAGACAUUUACUUCUUGGUGGCAAAAGAGGGCAUUUGGCAGCUUUUGAUUGGGUUACGAAGAAAUUGCAUUGUGAAAUAAAUGUUAUGGAAUCUAUACAUGAUAUAAGUUGGCUACAUAUUGAGACAAUGUUAGCAGUAGCUCAGAAGGAAUGGUUAUACAUCUAUGACAACACAGGCACUGAAAUACAUUGCUUAAAAAAUAUGGAUAAAAUUUUACGAAUGGAAUUCUUGCCUUAUCACUUCCUGUUAGCAGCUGUGAAUGAAUAUGGUUUCAUGACGUGGCUGGAUGUAUCUAUUGGACAAGUAGUUGGCCAUUAUAAUAAUCGUUGUGGUAGGACGUCAGUAAUGACCCAAAAUCCUUACAAUGCUACUAUCUGCCUAGGAAACUCAAAGGGAGUUGUAUCUUUAUGGUCACCAACUGUCAAGGAACCAUUGGCAAAAAUAUUGUGUCAUAAAACCCCAUUAACAGCUGUUGCCGUGGAUAAUAGAGGAAUGUACAUGGCCACAUCUGGAGUAGACCGUAGUAUGAAAAUAUGGGAUAUAAGAAAUCUAGAUGGCCCAUUGCAAGAUUAUAGACUAAGAAGUGCUCCAGUUGAAUUAGAGUUCUCACAAAAAGAUAUGUUAGCCGUUGGCCUUGGAGAAGUUGUAGAAGUAUACAAUGAUUGUUGUUCUAAAACAGCAAGUAGACCUUAUUUAAGACAUAGAAUGUCUAAAUCCAUCAAUAAUUUCAAGUUCUGUCCUUAUGAAGAUGUACUAGGAAUUGGAACAAGUGGAGGUUUCACCAGUAUUAUAGUACCAGGAUCUGGAGAACCCAACUUUGAUGCUUUAGAGAGCAAUCCAUUCCAAACCAAAAAACAAAGGAAGGAGGCAGAAGUCAAAGCAUUGCUUGAGAAAAUUCCUGCCGAGCUUAUUACUCUUAAUCCAUUUGAGGUCACAGAAGUAGAUGUACCCACGAUGCAAGAACAGAUGGAAGCCAAGAAAAAACUAUUGUAUCUAAAACCUAAAAAAGUAGAUACGACUCCGCGGCGCAAGAAUAAAGGUAAAACCAACAUUGCAAGGAAAAAAAUCAUUAAAGACACGACUAGAAAGGAAUUCAUUGCACAAGCUAUUAAAGCACAGAAAAUGUUGGAUUUAUCGGAAAAACAAACUACACCACAACAAUCAUUUGGAGUUCUAGACCGAUUUGUAUCCAAACCUAAAUCUAGGAAAUAAUAAUAAUAACUGUUUAGUCAUAAAA